This is a messenger RNA of Dromaius novaehollandiae (emu), 4331 nucleotides long. RefSeq names its product frizzled class receptor 6 (gene FZD6). Gene Ontology annotation, biological process: non-canonical Wnt signaling pathway; canonical Wnt signaling pathway. Lineage: Eukaryota; Metazoa; Chordata; Aves; Casuariiformes; Dromaiidae. Gene Ontology annotation, molecular function: Wnt-protein binding; Wnt receptor activity. The transcript is spliced from 6 exons. Gene Ontology annotation, cellular component: plasma membrane. Bases 299 to 2431 code for a protein of 710 amino acids. The record is from RefSeq and is a predicted model, not a curated record.
GCGGCUCCUGCCGGCGGGCAGCCGGCUCCGCCCGGGGGCUCCGUGCGCGGGCCGGGGCGGCCGGCCGGGGAUGACGGCGGCUCGUCUCUGCUCGCUUCCGCAGCUGGCGAGUUGGCGGCGGGGUUUCCUGAAGCCGGGCAAGAUGGGGAGGUGCCCGAGGCAGCAGCGAGGAGCCUGAUCGCCCUCCUCCCGGCCUGGGUCCCGCCGCCGUGGCAGGAGGAGAGGAGGAUGCGUGGUUUUAUCCCUGCGAGCAGACAGCGCGUGCGAGCGAUGUGCUGAGGUCGGAGAUCGUGGCAAAAUGGGAGUGCUGGCGCUCUCCGUGACCUGCGCUUCCCUGCUGACUCUGGUGCACGGGCACAGUUUGUUCACCUGUGAGCCGAUCACUAUUUCCAGAUGUUCGGGAAUGGCUUAUAAUAUGACUUUUUUCCCAAAUAUCAUGGGACACUAUGACCAGGACACUGCUGCUCUCCAAAUGGAGCCUUUUCUUACUCUUAUGAAUCUUCACUGUUCACCAGACGUCCACGCGUUUCUGUGCAAAGCGUUUGUCCCUGCCUGCCUGGAGCAAGUUCACGUGAUUCACCCUUGUCGAAGCCUCUGUGAGAAAGUAUAUUCUGACUGUAAACAAUUGAUUGACACUUUUGGUAUCAUAUGGCCUGAAGAGCUGGAAUGUAACAGACUGGUCAAUUGUGACGAGACUGCUCCUGCCACUGCCGCUGUAACCGCAAAUGUACAUGGAACUCAGAAGACCCCAGGACAGACCCGAAGGGAUUAUGGAUUCUGGUGUCCACGACACCUACAUACUUCCAAUGGACAAGGCUACAAGUUUCUAGGAAUUGAUCAGUGUGCACCCCCAUGUCCCAAUAUGUACUUCAAAAAUUAUGAAUUGGAUGUUGCAAAAAGCUUCAUUGGAAUAGUUUCAAUUUUUUGUCUUUGUGCUACUCUUUUCACGUUCCUGACUUUUCUGAUUGAUGUUAAAAGAUUCAGAUACCCAGAGAGACCAAUCAUAUAUUAUUCAGUCUGUUACAGCAUAGUGUCUCUUAUGUACUUCAUUGGAUUUUUACUUGGAAAUAGAACUGCCUGUAACAAGGCAGAUGAUAAGUUAGAAAUUGGUGAAACGGUGGUUCUUGGCUCUCAAAACAAAGCCUGUACUGUCCUCUUCAUGGUUUUGUAUUUUUUCACUCUGGCAGGAACUAUAUGGUGGGUGAUUCUUACGAUCACUUGGUUCCUUGCAGCAGGAAGAAAAUGGAGUUGUGAAGCUAUUGCACAGAAGGCCAUGUGGUUCCACACAGCUGCGUGGGGGAUACCUGGUUUUCUAACCAUUAUGCUUCUUGCAAUGAACAAAGUUGAAGGGGACAAUAUUAGUGGAGUUUGUUUUGUGGGGCUCUAUGAUCUGGAUGCAUCUCUGUACUUUGUGCUUUUGCCAUUGUGCCUUUGUGUUUUUGUUGGUCUCUCUCUUCUUUUAGCUGGUAUUAUCUCUUUAAAUCAUGUGCGGCAAGUCAUACAGCAUGAUGGCAGGAACCAAGAGAAGCUAAAGAAAUUCAUGAUCCGAAUUGGAGUUUUUAGUGGUUUAUACUUGGUGCCACUUGUGGCACUUCUUGGAUGUUAUGUCUAUGAACUGGUGAAUCGGAAAAUCUGGGAAACAACUUGGGUCUUCGACCACUGUAACCAGUACCAUAUUCCUUGUCCCUAUCAGGCAAAGGCAUUAGCAAGACCAGAAAUAUUUUUGUUUCUGAUGAAAUAUCUACUGACAUUAAUUGUUGGCAUAUCUCCAGUCUUUUGGGUGGGAAGUAAAAAGACCUGUUCUGAAUGGGCCAAUUUCUUCAACAGAAACCGCAAAAGAGAUCCAAUAAGUGAGAGUCGAAGAGUACUGCAAGAAUCAUGUGAAUUUUUCUUGAGGCACAAUUCCAAAGUUAAGCAUAAAAAGAAGCACUACAAAUCCAGUUCGCACAGACUGAAAGUUAUUUCUAAGUCAAUGGGGACUAGUACGGGUGGCACAACAAAUCAUGGAACUUCUGCAGUAGCAAUCACUAGUCAUGAUUAUUUAAGCCAGGAAACUGUUACAGAAAUUAAAACAUCUCCAGAAACAUCUGAGAAAGAGAUGGAGGCAGAUGGAACAUCAACCCAAAAAGUCAAGGAAGGUGAAGAUUUGUGUGGAGAUCAAAUGUUAUCUAGUUCUAAACUGACUGUGGAUCAGGUGGAAAAAAGAGGCAAAGCAGAUAAUAUAUGUGAUAUGAGUAGCUUGUCUGAGAGUAUGAAGAGAAUACGUGAAGGAAGGAUAACUCCUAAAAAUGAUUUUAUUGAAUCUCCUCCAUUACAAAGCAGCAGUUCCCAAAUACCUGAUGUCUCACAGUCUGGUUCCAUGUCACUACUUGUCUACUCAGCUUCAGACACCAGAAAAGAGUUGGAUUCUGGAAACAGUUUAAACCCCUGAGAGAUGGAAAUUUUCAUAUGAACAUUUUCAGUUUAUAAAAUUGAUAAGGAUCCUGUGUUACACUGGAAAUAAUUGAUACUCUGUGCCUUAUUAAAAAAAAAAAAAGAAACAAACCACAGACACGUACCUUGUUUUGCACUUAUAGAAAUGUAAGUUUUGUAGUGGGGACAGCUAGCAAUAAUGUUCUACAUUUAAUCCCAUCCAGGAAUAAUGGAAACUGAAGUUCUACAGGACACAGCUGGAUUGACUGGCAGUAAUUUAAAAGAAAGAGAUGAGAGAAACAAAUAUUAUUCUCAAUAUUAAGAACACUUUGUAAUAACUUGCAUUAAAAUAAUGCAUGGAAAGCAGUGUUACUUUUCAAGGCAUAAAAGUUCCAUCUGCAUCUUCGAUAUUUUUCAGAUCUUCUUGUUAACAAUUCUUUUUCUUUUAACUCUAUCUUAAAAGACUGUAUCACUUAAAAUUGAGAUACAAAGGUAUAAAUACUUUUUAAAGUAUGUAUCAUGAGAUAUCAAUUGUAGCACUGUUUUUAUGGUAGUUUCUACACUGACUAUGAAAGGGAAUCUGGAAUUUUAGUGAUUUAUUUUGUAUAUAGAAAUGAAUUAUGUAAAUAACUGACUGCAUGAGAUCAAUAUUUAGAACUACUGUUUUGUGUGUAUUGUACAAACUUGGUAAUGUGCUUCCAGGAGAUACUACUAAAGUCAACAGUCUUGUGAUGAUCCAGCAACAUAAUUUAGUUCAGAGUAAAACAGAAAAUACCUUUGUACAUAAUGUACACUAUACACCGCACAUCAGGGGCAAGACUGGUAUAAGACACCUGUGCAUCCUGUUACAGGGAUGGUACAGUAGAUGCAGCAGUGCUUCCAAAAAAUGCUUCCUCGAGCCUGUCCUGGUGUGGUGUUCCAGGGCAUCAUUCCAGACAAGAAAAUACAGCAGAUACCUAAAGACAUGAGGACAGAAUCAGAAGUAUACAUUUUUCUACUGAGCUGCAAUGAAAGUGUAUUUGUUUCCCUUUGUUUCUAUGCAACUGACUUGAAUUUUUUAAAAAUUCUGUGGAAAAAUACCUUGCAGAAAAUAAAUGUUUGAGUUAAUAUGUAGGCUUGUUCAAUAAUAUUUUUACUUAAAACAAGACCUUAAUGCUUUUUCUACAAAGUUUAAUUUUCUAUAUGCUAUAGCAAUAUAUUUUCUUUAAAUUGAAAAAUCCUUAAUACAGGUAGCCUUUUUAUUGAGAGGGUGGUUUUCAAGAGCAAGUGCUACUUAUCCGACAUGGAUAAGAGUUUCAUGGUUUGAAUCUUAAGAAAUCCUGGCUCCACUGAAGGUGCUGUGAUUCACUGAGUUAAUUCGGAGCCAGGAUUUUGCUGUUUGUCUAACUCUAAAAGUGCAUUUUGUAAGACUGUUCAGCAUCUUGCGUAUUUGUUACUGAUAAUAAUAUGGCUCUUAAAUUGAUACAUUCAUUUCGAUAUUAGGCAGAGAAAUUAUUCCAUUCCAGUUUGUACAGCUUUCAUGGUGAUGCUUUGAACAGUCAAGCAAAAUUGCAUAAUGCAAAGGUCAUGUAAAUGCUGAUUCAAUAGGAAAUACAAUUCUGAUAAACCAAAGUUUUAUCAAUCAUGUAUUAAAAAUUGAAUGUAUUCACCUUAUAUUGUCUUCUGCAUUUUAACAUUUGUAAUUUAUUGCCUUAAAUAGGAUGUGCCAUUUCUUUUAUAGUUUCCCCUUUAAAAAUAUAUAUAGUAUUCUUGCUGCUGAAAAGGACAAUGAAAAAAAUCUGAAAUAUCUUCUGUGAAAAUGCAUACUAAAUACCCUUCACUCUUGUAGUCAUAUUUGUAAACGGAAGACUUUAUACACACUUUCAAUAGUUUUGUUAUUAUUGUCUUUGUUAGUAAUAAAAUAUACUGUUGUAUAGUAA